CUUAGUAAACUAUAUUUGUUGACAUCAGUAUUGCAGGAAGCUGCAGAAAUGGAUGGAGGCAAUCUGAGCGAGGUCUCAGAGUUUCUGCUUCUGGGGAUCUCGGAAAACCCUGAUAAGCAGCAGGUCUUAUUUUGGAUGUUUCUGGUCAUGUACCUCAUCACAGUGGUGGGAAACACGCUCAUCGUCCUGGCCAUCGGCUCUCACUCCCGCCUGCACACCCCCAUGUACUUCUUCCUGGCCAACCUCUCCUUCACUGAUCUCUGCUUUGUCACCAACACAAUCCCCAAAAUGCUGGUGAACCUUCAGUCUGAGAACAAAGCCAUCUCCUACACAGGGUGUCUGACACAGCUCUACUUCCUGGUCUCCUUGGUGGCCCUGGACAACCUCAUCCUGGCUGUGAUGGCGUAUGACCGCUAUGUGGCCAUCUGCCGCCCCCUCCACUACACCACGGCCAUGAGCCCUGAGCUUUGUAUGUUGCUUCUCAGUAUAUGUUGGAUGCUGUCUAUCAUUUAUGGACUUACUCAUACUAUCCUUAUGACCAGAGUAACUUUCUGUGGGCCCCAAAAGAUUCACUACAUCUUCUGUGAGAUGUAUGUCCUUCUGAGGCUUGCGUGUUCCAACACUCAACUUAAUCACAGAGUGCUCAUUGCCACAGGCUGCUUCAUCUUCUUCACCCCCUUAGGGUUCAUGACCACAUCCUAUGUGCAGAUUGUCAGAGCCAUCCUCCAAAUACCUUCAGCCACUGGGAAGUACAAAGCCUUCUCCACUUGUGGUUCCCAUUUGGCAGUGGUCUCCCUCUUCUACGGGACACUUGGUAUGGUCUAUCUUCAGCCUCUCCACACCUACUCCCUGAAGGACUCUGUAGCCACGGUGAUGUAUGCUGUGGUGACCCCCAUGAUGAACCCUUUCAUCUACAGCCUGAGGAACAAGGACAUGCACAGGGCUCUGGGAAGACUCCUCCUAGGGAAGGCCUUCCAGAGGUUUAUAUGA
Erinaceus europaeus (western European hedgehog) is the source of this 990-nucleotide messenger RNA. RefSeq names its product olfactory receptor 1D2-like. Gene Ontology annotation, molecular function: G protein-coupled receptor activity; olfactory receptor activity. Lineage: Eukaryota; Metazoa; Chordata; Mammalia; Eulipotyphla; Erinaceidae. Gene Ontology annotation, biological process: G protein-coupled receptor signaling pathway. The record is from RefSeq and is a predicted model, not a curated record. The transcript has a single exon. The coding region runs from base 49 to 990 and encodes 313 amino acids. Gene Ontology annotation, cellular component: membrane.